Solanum verrucosum is the source of this 1033-nucleotide messenger RNA. Its product is annotated as PHD finger protein ALFIN-LIKE 4-like. Lineage: Eukaryota; Viridiplantae; Streptophyta; Magnoliopsida; Solanales; Solanaceae. Gene Ontology annotation, molecular function: histone binding; transcription cis-regulatory region binding; transcription coregulator activity. The coding region runs from base 55 to 798 and encodes 247 amino acids. The transcript has 5 exons. The record is from RefSeq and is a predicted model, not a curated record. Gene Ontology annotation, biological process: regulation of DNA-templated transcription. Gene Ontology annotation, cellular component: nucleus.
GCAGGAAGAAAAAAUAUUAAAUAAAAAUCUUGUGUAGAGUGAUCCAUUGUGAAGAUGGAAGGAGGUGCUGCACAGUACAAUCCUCGCACUGUAGAAGAAGUUUUUAAGGAUUUUACUGGCCGUCGAGCCGGCAUGAUCAAAGCCCUCACCACUGAUGUGGAGGAUUUUUAUCAGCAAUGUGACCCUGAAAAGGAAAAUCUCUGCCUCUAUGGAUAUCCAAGCGAGCAGUGGGAAGUCAAUUUGCCAGCUGAGGAGGUGCCUCCAGAGCUUCCAGAGCCAGCAUUAGGUAUAAACUUUGCUAGAGAUGGGAUGCAAGAAAAGGAAUGGUUAGCUCUGGUUGCUGUACAUAGUGAUGCAUGGCUACUCUCUGUUUCCUUCUAUUUUGGUGCCAGAUUCGGCUUUGAUAGAGCUGACAGGAAACUUCUUUUCAACAUGAUGAAUGAUCUGCCAACAAUAUAUGAAGUUGUUACUGGAGUGGCCAAGAAGAAAGUAAAGGAUAAAUCAACAGUUUCAAAUCACAGCAGCAACAAGUCAAAAUCAAAUUCUAAAGCGGGUAAAUACUCAAAGCCUCAAGUAAAAGAUGAGGAUGAUGGAUUCGAUGAGGAAGAAGAAGAUGAACAUGGCGACACUCUGUGUGGUGCAUGUGGUGAGAACUAUGCUUCAGAUGAAUUCUGGAUUUUCUGUGACAUGUGCGAGAGGUGGUUCCAUGGCAACUGUGUGAAGAUCACCCCCGCCAAGGCCGAGCAUAUAAAGCAGUACAAAUGCCCUUCAUGCAGCAACAAGAGGAUACGCCCGUGACAUCCCCUAUCAGAUAUGUGCUGAGUUCCACAACUUGUAAUUGUUCAUGUUGAGCUCAGCUCACUGUCAUCUUACAAAUAUCAGUAAGGCAUGAGUAGUCAGAGUUCUAGUCUCUUAUGUUUAUCAGGGUGCUUAACUAGUUUAGUUCCCUCAAGACACCCUUUUAUUCAACUCUAAACAAUUGGAUAUUAGAUGCAUCUUUCAGUAUCAAUGCUAACUAAAUGCAGUUCAUCUG